AUGUCGUCAUCACAGCAGGUUCCUGCGAAGAAGCAGCAGGAUCUCCAAACAACUUACUCGAAUUUCAAGAACACGCUGCAGCAAAUUGCUUCAAAAAUCGGCGACAUUGAGCAGGAAGCUGAAGAGCACAAGUGCGUUUUCCCCUUUCACUUGCUCUCCUUUCACCUUUUCCCUUCCCCUAUUCUGGUGCUUCAUGUAACGACUUUUGGCCCCCGCGCUUUCUCGCCAGGUCUCACAUCUGCCCUAUUCAUGGCCCCCAUCAUUACGCCUCACUGCAGUCCUACAUAUCGUUAUCACACCGCUGAUUUAAUUACUAUUCUAGGCUGGUUCUUGAAACCUUGGAGCCGCUUGCAGAAGAUCGAAAGUGUUUCCGUUUGA
Messenger RNA from Trichoderma gamsii, 378 nucleotides. RefSeq names its product prefoldin subunit 2. The transcript is spliced from 2 exons. NCBI's taxonomy places the organism in Eukaryota, Fungi, Ascomycota, Sordariomycetes, Hypocreales, Hypocreaceae. Bases 1 to 378 code for a protein of 125 amino acids. The record is from RefSeq and is a predicted model, not a curated record.